ACACCGUUUCUUUGUGAGGGAAAGCACGCUAGCGGCUUAAAGGAGUUAGCAUUAUGCUAUCGCUAAAUCGCGAGUGGGGGUUUCCCUGUUUAAAAUCAACAAAACGUUAUAACCGUUAAACAGUUUUAAUAAAGAGAUCCCUGGAACACACACACACACACACACACACACACACCACACGCUCACACUCACACACACACACACACAGCUAUUCUUUCCUCCCGUUCCCACACUUAACGGCAGCUACAGAGCAGCAGCUCCUUGCUGCAGACAGAAGUUUACUCUACAGCAUUCAGCAUGAAAAUGAACCAAGUAGCAUUAAAUAGACAUAACAGGUUAAAAGGAAAUGCCAGCUGUUGUUUCAGAGCAUUCGUUAAGCAGAUGUUUUUCAGGGAUGCAUAUUUACAUGUAAAUAAAAAUAAAUACAACUUUAGAAAGACAAAUUCUACUGAGUAAAUGUAUAAUAUAAUGACUUAGUUAUCAAUAAUAAUACUGAAAACACAAUAGCAUUCUGCUAAAACACAGCUAAAGUUCAUUUAGCUGGGAUUCCCUGUGUUUUCAUGUACAUUACACCAGGCCCGGAGUAGCUAAUCGGGAGGGUCUGGAGAAUUCCCGGUGGGCCGCGCGAUGUUUGGGCCGCAUGGGCCGGUGCUCUCGUUUUUGUUUUUUAUCAUUUUUAUUUUUUUGUGCCGGUGUUCAGUCAUGGCACUGAGGCCGCCGGGCUGAUCUCAUACGCUCCUCCCGGCUGUCUCUGGCUGGCUCUACCUGCAGGCUGCCGCUCGUUAUUUUUUUUCCCCGUAUGCGCCUGUGCGCACCACGUGACCAUGCAGUUGACGGAAAGAUGGAAAGUAGAAAGAGCAAGGGUGGCGCGGAGAAGGCAAGAAUUAAAAAGAGGAAAGCGCUGGAAACAGAUGCAGCUAAAUGUGCCAAAAUGAGCACCUUUUUUCUCAAACAAGCUUGCGGUCUUUAACUUCAAAUGAAGAUAAAACGGGUAAGGCAAGUCAAGAUGUUAAACUUUACCAGCUGCAAAUCACCAUUCAAGUUAAUUAAGCAUCAAUAAUGAAUUAUAUGGCAUCAUGACAUAACGUUAUGUAAUAUAAUUAACAGUAUGAUGUGACUGAUGCCACCAAACUCUUGUAGCCCCUCAGAGUCAAACACAAGAUCCAGUAGGCCUAAUAAGCACCAGGCAGAAGCCCACAGUUCCAGAGCGGGCAUGUACAGUGUCAGAAGAAGAGCCAGCAGUGAGGGUAUUGCUCCUGUUGGGAUAGAAGGUGAGCCAACUCAUGCACAAACAUCAGUUUCAUUAUAAUAAUUUUAACCCUUUGAUGCAUAAUGGUCUCUACAGUGGACAGGUACUCAAAAUUGUUAUUUAUUUAUUUUUGCUAUUAAGCACAGCUGUUGAAGACUUUAUUGCAUGUGAGCCCCUCCAUUUGUGCUUCAGCAAGUCAAGCCAACAUAUUUCAUGUUCAGAACGCACGCUGUCCCCUGAGUUGGACAUGUAAUAAACUAUUUGUAAAUUAACAAAAUUUUACAAAAGAUAUUUGUUGAAAUUUGUUUCAUUCACACCUAAAUAUGAAUGAAAAAAAUUGUUUAAAAAAUCGUGGUUGAAGAUUUCAUUAUUCAUGCAUCAAAGGGUUAAUGUCCAAAUAAUAGUAGUGACCUGUUGUAUUUUUAUUAGUAAAUGCACAAAGCCCACAACAGAUCGCUAUUAGAAUGAAAGUAAAAUGAAAUAAGCCUGCAUAUUUUGCCAUAGAAAAUAUUUUAAUUGGUUACAAAAAAUGUGUUUUCCAUAUCAAAUGUGCUAAAGCUUUACAGAUGAUUAUUUUAAUUGUGUGCAGGUGAGUCUAGGGAAACUGGAAAAAGUGUGAAAGGGAGUGCUGAGUCAUUUCAUUUUAAAGGUUUGAAAAUCUCAGAACAGCGGUUUGAACAGAAGGUAGAUUGUUAUAUUGUUAGAGAAUGUGUUGUAAAGAACAAUGUUGGAGAUGUGCACUGAUGUUCAAAUAAACCUACAUUGUAAAGCAACUCUUUCUUGCACAGAAUUACAAGGCUUUACCGAGUAAUGUGCUUUUGUAGACUAUACACAUAAAGUUCUAACAUGAUUUUAAUAAUAAUUCGUUAAGUGGGCCGGUCUGGGGUCUGAAACUCCAGGGCUGAAAAUGUGUCCCACUCCGGCCCUGCAUUACACGUCCGUGAAGCUGCGUCUUGGCCAGGACUCCCUUGAAAGUAAGGUUUGUGAUCUCAAUGGGACCUUCCUGGUUAAAUAAAGAAGAAAUAAAUAAACUCACUACUUCUUCAUGUAAACUCUAAACGAAACCUUUUGGUGCUCUUGGCUCAGCUGGAGACGAGGAACCCUGAGGUUGUGUUGCUGUUUACCUUUUCAGCUCCCAGCCCUCUGCUGAUAUCACACCUUGCUUUCCUCGUUUGCUUCAUGAGAUGCUGCCAUGCUGGGUUUGACUUUUAGUGAGCCACCAGACAACUAAACAGGAGAAACCAUUGUUAGUAUUUUUGUAGAGCAUCCAUCUUCAAUUUAGUCAGUAGCUGGAAGAACAGAAGAGAACUCUGUGAACUCUGGUGACCAAAGGUCCUCUUCUCCAGGCUGGAUCUGUCCUCAGCUGAUCAGAACCAAAGCGUUGGAUCUUUAAUCUCCUGCGUUGUUCUGAAGCAGCAUCUUAAUCAGCUCACCUGCUUUGUUUCUAUUGCAGCUGUUAGCUAAACACGGCUAAAGAAAACCUGCUACCACUUCAGGAUCAUCCAUCAGCUGGGACUGAUUCAUCGUGUGUUCUUCACCACCUGGACCUGGACAGCAUGCACACAGACGUUUUCCCGGGACCGGACAAACAUCGCUAGAGGAGGUGCGCAGCUCUGGAUCGUUGAUUGCUUCCGGGCCGGUACGCCGCUCAGGUCUGACCGCUGCUUUGAUCAUGUUAUACUUCUCAAUCGACUGGAGAAGUUUGUUGGUCUCUCUGGUUCAGCGCUCUUCUGGAUGAGUUCCUACCUGUCUGACAGAUUUUCAACAGGUGGUUCUGGUUAAAUAAGAAGCUUCAGAAGAACAGAGUGCUCAUGUCAACCACCAGCACCUAGAUUUUCUCCACAAAAAGGAGGAACAGGAGAAACUCUGGUCUAGUAUGGAGGGAGAGCAUCUCCAUUUGAAUAAGGAGACUGAUGCUGCCAGAUUUCAAUCCUUUAGCCAUCAAACACAUUUAAACAAACACACAAGAGUCCACACAAAGCAGAAAAAUUUUGCCUCUGAGCUCUGUGGACAAAGAUUUAGCCGAAAGACAACUUUAAAUAAUCACAUGAGGGUCCACACAGGAGAGAAGCCUUUUGCUUGUGAGCUCUGUUGACAAAGAUUUAGCCGAAAGACACAUUUAAACAGUCACAUGACAGUCCACACAGGACAGAAGCCUUUUGCCUGUGAGCUCUGUGGACUAAGAUUUAGCCGAAUGACAUAUUUAAACAGUCACACGAGAGUCCACACAGGACAGAAGCCUUUUGCCUGUGAGCUCUGUGGACAAAGAUUUAGCCGAAAGACAACUUUAAACAUUCACAUGAGAGUCCACACAGGACAGAAGCCUUUUGCUUGUGAGCUCUGUGGACAAAGAUUUAGCCAUCAGACAACUUUAAAUAGUCACAUGAGAGUCCACACAGGAGAGAAGCCUUUUACUUGUGAGCUAUGUGGACAAAGAUUUAGCCGAAAGACAAUUUUAAAUAGUCACAUGACAGUCCACAUAGGACAGAAGCAUUUUGCUUGUGAGCUAUGUGGAAAGAAAUUUAGCUUAAAGUCAACUUUAAACAGUCACAUGAGAGUCCACACAGGAGAGAAGCCUUUUGCUUGUGAUCUCUGUGGACAAAGAUUUAGCCAAAAGACAUCUUUAAACAGUCACAUGAGAGUCCACGCAGGACUGAAGCCCUUUCCUUGUGGGCUCUGUGGAACGAGAUUUAGCCAAAAGACACAUUUAAACAGUCACAUGAAAGUCCACACAGGAGAGAAGCCCUUUGCUUGUAAGCUCUGUGGAAAGAAAUUUAGCUUAAAGUCAUAUUUAAACAGUCACAUGAGAGUCCACACAGGAGAGAAGCCUUUUGCUUGUGAGCUCUGUGGAACGAGAUUUAGUCAUCGGAAAACUUUAAAUAAUCACAUGAGAGUCCACACCGGACAGAGGCCUUUUCCUUGUGAGCUCUGUGUAAAAAGAUUUAGCCAAAAGGCACAUUUAAACAGACACAUGAGAGUCCACACAGGAGAGAAGCCUUUUGCCUGUGAGCUCUGUGGACAAAGAUUUAGCCAUCAGAAAACUUUAAAUAAUCACAUGCGAGUCCACACAGGACAGAAGCCUUUUGCCUGUGAGUUCUGUGUAAAAAGAUUUAGCCAACAGACACAUUUAAACAGACACAUGAGAGUCCACACUGGCUUUUCGCCUGUGAGUUCGGUGGAAAAGAUUUCCCCAAAAGAUCAAUUUAAACGGUCACAAAAGAGUCCAUAAAGGACAGGAGCAUUUUGCUUGUGAGCUCUGUGGACAAAGAUUUCGCUGAAAGAAAACUUUAAACAAUCAUCUAAGCAUCCACUAGGGCUGAACGAUCUAUUGCAGGGGUCUCCAACCUUUUUUGGCCCUUGAGCUCCUUUUACACAAUGAAAGUACAGCAGAGUUACUGCCAUAUAAUUUAUUUACAUUGAUACUUUCCAUGUGUGAAUGUGCUUAUGUUAAACAUGCUAUACUUACUAUAUUAACAUGCAUUGUAUUCACAAGUUGAUUUCUCUGUAUUUCAGUACAUCAGUAUAUAUAUAUAUAUAUUUUUAAAGUAUAAGUAAACUAGUGACAUUCUGAAAACCAAAUUGAACAAAAAAAAUUUAGUUUUUUUUAACUAAUCAGAUACUUUCAGAUAGCGAAUAACAAAUCUACUUCAUGUGAAUGAUUUGAUAAUUUUUUUAGAAGAUUAGUAACAUAACUUUUUAAGCACACAGGAACAGCUAACCUGUAAAGCUGAUGAUAUUUUAUAUAAAAUACAAGCUAAAUGAGAUGAAAACACAAAAGUCUAAAUAGUUUGAAUUGAAGUAAAAAAUGUAAAAUCAGAAAUAAGACUUGUUCCUGCCCUCCUGAUUUAUUGAAUGAUUUUUAUGGGUUUUUUUGGUCAUGAAAUUUAAGUUUUGCUGCGUUUAUUGCUGAUAAUAUGAAGGUUGGAGGUUUAUCCUUUUUUCUGCGUCUUGUAGGUUUGUUUUUCUUCGCAGGUCUGAAGGCUGUGCGUUACACAGAGCAGAGAGACACAGAGCAAGAGACCAGAACCAAAAGAAAUGAUCACAUCACACCAAUCUUAAAAUAUUUACAUUGGCUUUCAGUAACUUACAGGAUUGAUUUCAAAUACCUUUUUCCUUACUUUUAAAUCAUUAAAUGGCCAACGACCUCUGUAUAUAGCAGAGAUGUUUGAAACGUAUCACCCUUCAAAAUCACUUAGGUCAGCAGAUAAAUCCCAACUGGUACAAACCAGAGCCCGCACCAAGCACGGAGAGGCUGCCUUUAGCUGCUAUGCGGUCCAUUUCUGGAACUGUCUUCCAAUAGACAUUAAGACCUCUCCCACCAUUUCCAUUUUUAAAUCCAGAUUAAAUACUAAACUUUUUCAUGAUGACUUCCAUUAAUCUAUCCUUGCAUCUGUGCUCUACUAGGUCUUUAUCUGUACUGUGUUAAAUUUAUUCUAUAUGUAUUUUUUAUGUAUACCUAUUCUGUGCUGUUUUAUUUUGUAAUAAUGUGUAAUUAAAGUGAAUAGUUGUAAUAAAGUGUAGUUAUUGUGUAAAGCAGUAUAUACUAGGAAUAAUGUGUAAUUAAAGUGAAUAGUUGUAAUAAAGUGUAGUUAUUGUGUAAAGCAGUAUAUACUAGGAAUGAUUAAUAAAAAUAAAAACUAGAAUUGAACCUGAGAUACAUGGUAAUAACAAUUUAAGAACUCAGAAACAACAACACACUAACUUACUAAGUAAUUACCAUGUAAGUACUAAGUAAUUAGAGGACUGUUAAAGAAAGUGCUACCAAAAUUGUACUUAAUAUGCUUUUAUUUUUGUGUACUAUGUUCUAUGUCAAUAUUCUUUUAUUUUAUUUUACACAACAUGAUGUGACAUUUUAACUAUUUCUUUUCACUUGUGAUUGUUUUAACUAUGUGAAGCACAUUGGGCUACCGUUUUGUGUAUGAAAUGGGCUAUGUAAUAAACUUGACUUGAGAGAGUUCACAA
Nothobranchius furzeri (turquoise killifish) is the source of this 6211-nucleotide messenger RNA. NCBI's taxonomy places the organism in Eukaryota, Metazoa, Chordata, Actinopteri, Cyprinodontiformes, Nothobranchiidae. The record is from RefSeq and is a predicted model, not a curated record.